AUGAACUGCGAGAGAGAAUUGCUGGAAACAGGUGAUCUCCAGAAAGAACCUGUCACUGACACAGGUGUAAUCAUGAACUGCGAGAGAGAAUUGCUGGAAACAGGUUAUCUCCAGAAAGAACCUGUCACUGACACAGGUGUAAUCAUGAACUGCGAGAGAGAAUUGCUGGAAACAGGUGAUCUCCAGAAAGAACCUGUCACUGACACAGGUGUAAUCAUGAACUGCGAGAGAGAAUUGCUGGAAACAGGUGAUCUCCACAAAGCACCUGUCACUGACACAGAUGUAAUCAUGAACUGCGAGAGAGAACUGCUGGAAACAGGUGAUCUCCACAAAGCACCUGUCACUGACACAGAUGUAAUCAUGAACUGCGAGAGAGAAUUGCUGGAAACAGGUGAUCUCCAGAAAGCACCUGUCACUGACACAGAUGUAAUCAUGAACUGCGAGAGAGAAUUGCUGGAAACAGGUGAUCUCAAGAGAGAACCUGUCACUGAAACAUGUGUUUUCACUGACUGUGAGAGGGAAUUGCUGGAAACAGGUGAUCUCAAGAAAGAAUCUGUCACUGACACAGGUGUAUUCAACGACUGUGAGAGAGAAUUGGUGGAGACAGAUCGCCUGCAGAGACACAUGAAGAUUCACAGCGGAGUCAAACCUUAUCAGUGUAAUGAAUGUGGGAAAGGAUUUAAACAGUCAGAUGGCCUGAAGUCACACAUGAGGAUUCACAAUGGAAUCAAGCCUUAUCAGUGUGAUGCAUGUGGGAAAGGAUUUGCACACUCAAGUAACCUGCAGGAACACAUGACAAUUCACAGUGGAAUCAAACCUUAUCACUGUGUUGAAUGUGGGAAAGGAUUUACUCGGUGUGAUGAGCAUGAUGAGUGUGAGAACAUUUUCUAA
Messenger RNA from Haliotis rufescens (red abalone), 891 nucleotides. Its product is annotated as putative zinc finger protein 286B. The coding region runs from base 1 to 891 and encodes 296 amino acids. The transcript has 3 exons. Gene Ontology annotation, biological process: regulation of transcription by RNA polymerase II. Gene Ontology annotation, molecular function: DNA-binding transcription factor activity; RNA polymerase II cis-regulatory region sequence-specific DNA binding. NCBI's taxonomy places the organism in Eukaryota, Metazoa, Mollusca, Gastropoda, Lepetellida, Haliotidae. The record is from RefSeq and is a predicted model, not a curated record.